AUAUAUAUAUUUAAGGUAAAAUAGUCCAUGCCUUUUCUGAAAACAUGUCGUGAUUGCACUUCAGAAUUUUAAAAAGAAAAUAAAGCUAAAUAAAAAUACGUUAUGUAUAUUUUCCUUGAUUGCAGCAUUGAUAGUCUAGAUUUUCUCAGUCUCUUUAUUUGUUAAUGUAGCUAAAGACUGUUGCCCUAAGAAUUUCGCCGUAUUGUACUCCGUAACUGUGACGCAAUAUUUUGCUUAGCCACCAAGCCUUUAAGGGUCCGGUUUCGUGAGAACGCCAUCUUGGAAGAGCCUAAGCGAAUCUAGCUUAACAUCGUUUUUCUACUGUUUCGACCAAGUAACGGCUAAAAUGGUUUUUACUUAUCUGAGAAAACACCCCGAGUUGGUUCCACUCUUUGUUGUGGUUGGCGCUGGUUGUGUUGGAGCUGGUUAUUACUUAAUGCGACUGGCUCUUAAAAACCCAGAUGCAACCUGGGACAGGAAGAACAAUCCAUAUCCAUGGCAAAAGAUAAAGCAUGACCAAUGCUUGAAGUUUUACACCCAUACUGACUACAGCACGCUGGAAAAUAAGAGACCAAACAUUGAUUGAAGGAUAAGUGGUAUCAAUUGACUGACAGCACUAGUACCACUGCUGAUGAUUUGCAGCUUGCCUAUCUUACUCAUAAAUGUGGAUACUUGAUAAACAUUACUAUAUUGUUUGUGUUGUUGCAUGGUUAUGCUUUCAAUAAAAUGGCUUCUUUCUUUAAUGAG
Messenger RNA from Pocillopora damicornis (cauliflower coral), 747 nucleotides. RefSeq names its product cytochrome c oxidase subunit FA4. The record is from RefSeq and is a predicted model, not a curated record. Gene Ontology annotation, cellular component: respiratory chain complex IV. Lineage: Eukaryota; Metazoa; Cnidaria; Anthozoa; Scleractinia; Pocilloporidae.